AGUCCGGGGUGGCAGCCGCAAAGUCAAAGGGUCGCCGGGAGCGCGUGAGGCUUGCCACUUGUAGGCUCCGCUCCGCUUGCUCCUGAGAAGAGUUGUGUUCUUUUCCCGCCACGAGAAUAAGUCGUCUGACAGGUGAGUGACGUUCCCAGUCGCGGGGUCGCUGCCCGAGGUCUCGUUCCCAGGAGAAGCUGACAGCUUCCGUCUCCUGGAUGCGCGGCGGACGAGCGUCACUCAGAUCUACAGCUACACACACGGACGUCGGCGGCGGCAGAAGAUCUCACUCUGAUAUCCAAGUGUCAUCAGUCGACAGGUGAUUAAGAGUUAAUCAUCUGCCGUCAUCACUUUCGACAGAUGACGGUUUAUGCCAGAUAAUUCCAGAAGUGUUGAGAGAAUUUCGCGGUUUAGACUAGAAGCACUUUUGUUGGGGGCCAAGUGGGUCGGCUGGGGUGGCGCUACUGAUGAUCUCGUCUGAAAUUGGGAGUUGAGCGGUGAAGGCGAGCCGCGCGUGCCGGUGCCUGAGAAUGGACGUUCGUUACCGGACGUUUGAGCGCAUUCAGAACCACGGAUACUUUAUAGCACCUAUAUUGGAACUGUCCUCCGAGGGUUUUGGACAAGUCGACCAACAACGUUGAUUGAAGGUAACGCAGGAAAAGGCACGUUCUCUGCACCAAGGAUGGGUCCAAACACAAGGACGGUACUAACGGCAGGACUGGUCCUUCUGUCCGCCUGGCUGGAAGUAAGCCUGGCGCAGUCCGACCUCCGACUGGAGGUGCCGAGGAAAGUCAGCACGAUCGUGGGAGACCCCGUCACCAUCCCCGCCACCUUCAGGACAACCCGCCGGGUCAUGUCUAUCCUCUGGUCCAAGAUGCAGGGGGAGGGUGGCGCGAGGCAGCCGGUCAUGUCAUCCUACCCCAUAGCCGACACUACCGAGGCCCACGCCGGGUACGUGGGGAGGGCUGAGCUGGUAGGCGAGGCGUCCCUGAAGAUCACGGGCACGCGUGCCGAGGACGAGGGGACCUACGUGCUGGCUGUGGCCGUGGAGGGGCUCGGGCCACAGGAGAGAUUCGUCAAGCUGGAUCUCAUGGUCCCCCCGACAGUGGAGGUCGGCCCGAAAGACCCCCAACUCACGACCGCUGGGAGGUCUGUGUCCCUGACAUGCGCAGUACGCGGCGCCAAGCCGAACAUUACGUCACUGCGCUGGGAGAAGGGCAGCGCCAUGAUUGACAGUAACCGGUUCGACACCAAGUUCUCCGGCGGAACGCUACAAAAUCCCAACCUGGUGAUCAGGCAUGUCACCAGGGGCGACGCGGGACGCUACAGGUGCAUCGUCGAUCACGUGAUCAAGUCUGCCAGCGCUGCCCUGAACCUUCAAGUUCUCUAUGCGGCCUCGGUCAUCAGCAUCUCGGACUCCCGCACUGCUGUGAUCUCCGAGUCCGUCACCCUGCAGUGCACGGCGGACGGAAACCCUCCCCCGAACGUCACCUGGACGCGGAACGGCCUCCCCGUCCGCAGCUCGACCCGCAGCCUGUCCCGGGACGUCCGCCUGAGCUCCGUGGUCCUCUCGAACGUGCAGCUGAACGCCAGCGGGACGUACGUCUGUACCGCUAGCAACAGCGUGGGGAAGAGCGACGUCAAGUCACUGCAACUCGUGGUGGAAGAAUACUCGAUGGACGAAAGGAGCAGCAUGAUCGCCAUCUUGGUCGGCGCCCUGGCGGGCGGUCUGUGGUUGAUCAUCUGCCUGGUCCUGGCGGUCUACUUCUUCAGAAGACGCCGCGAACGAGAAGAGAAGAAGAAGUUCUCGUUUUACUACAACAUGGGCCGCCGCGGACAGGAGACGAUCAACAAGAAACUGCAGGAGGACACACUGGACAGCGGACGUCACCCCAACCCGCAGUUACCAGCCAAGCCGAUGUUGCCCACGGCGCCUAACGCUGGUAUAGAGACCCUCAGGCGUACAAAGAAACAACGAGAGAGAAGAUACGCCAAGGCCAUGUACCCGUAUUACCCGCAAGACGACAACGAACUCUGUCUGGAGAUAGAUGACGUCAUCGAGGUGCUGGAGGGGGAAGAUGGCGGCUGGUGCCUGGGUUACCUGAGGGGCAGGAUAGGCCUGUUCCCCUCCAACUACGUCAAGUUCCUUACUGCAAAGGAAGCAUCUGCUGCAAAGUUGAAGGAUCUUCACGAGACGAAAGACGCCGUGAAACUGCCGAACAAAGGAAGUAUCUAAACCCGAUACCAGAUGAUCGAGUGUAGAAAAGCAGUUUGUUCCAGCGAAUCGACGCUAACAAGUACUUUGACCGAGGAGAUUACAACAUCCUUGCUUUGACAUUUACGUCCAACUAUCGAGAGAAAACCUACCCCAUCGUUGGCACGUGACCAGGGGGAGAAACUGUACAGAAUUUAAUGUAAAGACCAAACUUAGAAAUCCACACAUUAUGCGUCUACAUGAUUCUAUGACAGACGCAAUGAACAUUUAGUCGAAUUUGAUGCCCUUUCCAAACUUCGGCGCCAUUUUGAAUCUGCUCUCGCGAGAGCACACUCUCGCGCGAGCCCACGUGAUCUUGAUCAUAGAGUAAGAGAUGAGAUGUGUAAAAAAAGGAUGUGCCAUCCCAGAGCUUAACAAUGGCUGAUGGAAACGAUGCCACAACUUUUAUUUAUACGCCCGUUGAGACCAGCAUGGUGCUGAGAUGUAUAAGCCUGGCGUGGGAACGAAGGAGCGAGUCCUUUCUGUGAAUACCCAAUGAUGAUAGCGUCAUGAAACUGUGUGUAUUAUGUGACGUAUGCAAUGUGUACAGUGCUUACUACUUCAACCAGCUCAUGCAAGAUUUGAAGCUUGGCGAUGUGUUAGAAACACAUCUAUGGGUAUAACCGCCUGUUUCCUUUGUACGAGUAUCUUAACUCAAGUUGUAAUAUUUACUAUUAUGGUUUCUAGUGUCGUUAUUGAAAACGAAUUUCCUUGUAGUGAUAAAAGGAAGAAAAUGUGACGUACCAAUUGUUCAGUGAAGAGAAUACUGUAGCAUAGUAGAGCUAUGUCUAAUCAGAAAUUUAUAGGACUCUGCAUAUAGAACUGAAACCAAAGUAUAUCAUUUUUAGCUUAGAGUAGAGCGUGUUCAGAGAUGCUUGCGGCUUAAUCUUAUGACUACAAUGGUUGGAUUUACCUACCCAGGCAGAGGUAAAUUUAGGCGUCGGCUUAUUUUGUCCGUGUUUUUAGCCGUUUUAUCGGACUCCCUUUGUUGUACUGGUGCCCUUUUUGACGCUAGUCUAACUGGUAAAUGGUAACUGUCUGGCCAAUGGGCACUGCCUGGACAAUUUGAUACUGUCUU
Messenger RNA from Branchiostoma belcheri (Belcher's lancelet), 3323 nucleotides. RefSeq names its product protein amalgam-like. The transcript has 9 exons. NCBI's taxonomy places the organism in Eukaryota, Metazoa, Chordata, Leptocardii, Amphioxiformes, Branchiostomatidae. Gene Ontology annotation, molecular function: cell adhesion molecule binding. Gene Ontology annotation, cellular component: cell-cell junction. The record is from RefSeq and is a predicted model, not a curated record. The coding region runs from base 674 to 2227 and encodes 517 amino acids. Gene Ontology annotation, biological process: cell-cell adhesion.